UCGUCAAAGAAUUAAAAGACGAGACAAAGUGAGUAUUCUUUAUGAAAAUGUCUGACACAAAACCUCCAUCAGCUUCUAUUUUCAAGUUAGUAGAUGGAUUUCCCAUUCCCCUACAGUUUUCAGAAGAAAAUUUUCGAUCUGCUGUCAAUUAUAAGCCACGACCUGACGACAUUUUCAUUGUGACUUAUCCCAAAUGUGGCACAACGUGGCUCCAACAUAUCUUCAUGCUUAUACUCAGGCAUGGUCAACCUCUGGAUUCUCUUGAAGACAUGCAUGAUAGCUCUCCUUUCCUUGACAACAGAGGAGCAAAGAGUGCCGAGACGAUGAAAAGACCAGGUGCCAUCAAAACUCACUUGCCAUUUCACCUGGCUCCCUGGUCACCUGAUAACAAAUACAUAUACGUAGCCAGGAACCCAAAAGACUGUUGUGUGUCUUAUUAUCACCAUACCUCCAGAAUUCCAAGCAAUUUCAGUGGAACUUUCGACGAGUACUUCGAAAAGUUUCUAGCUGGAUUAGUAGAAUUCGGAGACUAUUUCGAUCAUCUUCUUGGUUGGUACACUCACAGAAAUGAUCCAAAUGUCUUAUUUAUAACUUACGAAGACUUAAAAGAAGAUUUUGAGUCGAACACCCUGAAAAUCGCAGCUUUUAUCGAUGACAAAAAAUACGCUCAACCUAUAAGAGAACAUCCUGAGAUUAUGGCUAAUAUCAAGACAUACAGCAGUUUUGACUUCAUUAAAGAAGCUCAUCUUCAAAAAGAGAAAGAAUAUAAGCAGGAGCACGAAUCAUUGGAGACUAAAUCAAAAUUUUCGGACGAAACCUCUAAGUCAGAUGAAGAUAAUUGCAGAGGCCAUGAAAAUAAAAAGCGCACAAUGCACGCUGGUCAUUUCAGAAAAGGCGUUGUGGGCGAUUGGAAAAAUUAUUUUUCAGAAGAACAAACUCGGCGCUUGAAAGAUAAAUUCACUGAAAGAACUAAAGGAACCGAUAUAGAAAGUAUGUGGACCAAAUACAUGUAAUAAAUUAAUUAUUAAAAGAAACUUUGUAUGCAACGUU
Parasteatoda tepidariorum (common house spider) is the source of this 1050-nucleotide messenger RNA. Its product is annotated as amine sulfotransferase. NCBI's taxonomy places the organism in Eukaryota, Metazoa, Arthropoda, Arachnida, Araneae, Theridiidae. Gene Ontology annotation, molecular function: sulfotransferase activity. The record is from RefSeq and is a predicted model, not a curated record.